AUGGAGGAUCAGAGUAUUUCUCUCGUCCAAAAGCAGCUCUCCUCAGCUAUCGAACUGCUUCAGUCUUUCCAAAGCCAAAAAAACCUGAAUUCAAAAAAUUCCCAAUAUGAAGCUAAACUAAAACAAAUACGACAAGAAGUAAUUGAUAAAAUUAAUACCAUAAUUAAAAUAUGGCGUCUUCGUCUGGGCAUGGCCUCCCGGCCAUGCAUCCUCUCGACUCAUAUUUUAAUUAUAUCUGGCAAGGUUUUGCAUUUCAGAAAGGGACAGCAAUGCUAGGUAAGCAAUUUCUGGUGGAGUUCAGAGCCUAGCCCAAGUCUAUUUUCAGGGAUGUUUUUUCCUCAUGGGGAAGGAGGCACGUAAGUUGGAAAGGGGGAAGCUCAGCAGAGUCCGUUAGGACCAAUCGGGCAACUCCCUAGCGUGAAACUGGGCGUUACGUCCCAGGCUUCGUGUUUACCCUUUUUUUUGCCGAAAGCCUACCAGAAAAUCCAUUUUUUAUGGAUUUUCGGAAUGGCAACCCAUGUCCUCAAACGAAGUAGCUCAGUCGUGAGCCGUCGAAGUCGGCAACACCUGCGUCUAGGUGCAUUCGAUGAAGAAGCUGGUCGACCCAGAGGCCAGUCGGCUCGGUGCAUCGAGGAAGGCGGAAGCUCUGGGAUGGGCAACCCCAUAAGGGACGUUAAGCGUAUAAAUUUAAUUUAAUAGAUAGAUAGAUAAAAUUAAUACCUCACUAGUCGACACACAGAGAGAAAUGCAGGAACAAUUCAAGCAGACACUAGACGAAUUUAACUCAGAAUUCAAUAAAGUCGCAAAUGAGCUCAUAGAAGCAGAAGAAAAUGUGCUUGACCAAAAGAAAAAUUCUCUGCAAACCUGUAUUUUAUCACAAAAAGUGCACAGGAGAAGAUCAAGCCUCUUGAUAAAAAUGCUGAAAAAUGAAGACGUAAGGACAGUUUAUCAUAUUUUUAUAGCAAUUAUGCUGGUUAUGUGUAUUGGAGAAAUCAUUAGAGGGUAUAUUGAAAAUGGCGUCAUUUUAGAUUUAUCACUGUUUGCAUGGGCUUUUGCGAAGUUUCAUUUAGUAAUUAUAGGAUGGCUUUUAGAAGUAGCUUGGUGCUUAUUAGUAAUUCCUUUGGUGCAACUUAUACAUAAAAAUUAUCUGCCAAAGCUUGUGUGGAUUACAAUUUAUGUAUUUUUGCAGUUAAUAAUGUAUAUCGGGCCUUGUUAUUGGACUUUACAUUUCAGCCUUCCUAUGGCCAGUGGAUUCGUUAUUACUUGUGAAAUGGCCCGUAUGUCAAUGACGAUGCAUUCCUAUUUACGAGAAAAACUACUAUUUGGAAAUGGCCCUAACGAAUAUGCAACUUUUAUUCCUGCAAAGUUUGCUAAAAGAGGCAUUACAGUCGAAAACUUAACUAUCCCUACAAUUACUAUAGAAGACCCAUUUACUGAGCUUAAAAGAUUUCUUUUCUUCUUUUUCUCCCCUACACUAAUAUACAGAGAUACUUAUCCUAGGAUAACUCCACACAGAAGAUGGUGGAAUAUUACUUAUAAUCUCCUCAAUGUCUGUGGGACAAUGUUUUAUGUUUACUUACUCUUGCAUACCAUCUGCAUUCCUUAUUUACAAGAAUCAUGAAAUAAGCCAUGGGAAAUUAAAUUUAUGCUGACUUCUUGAUUCCAAAUUAUGCUUCCUGGAACUAUGCUUUUAGUGCUUAUGUUUUUUGGAAUUUUACAUAGUUGGCAAAACUUGUGGGCAGAAAUAAUGAGAUUUGGGGAUAGGGAAUUUUAUACUGACUGGUGGAAUGUGACGAGUUUCCAUGCUUAUUAUAGGACUUGGAAUAAUGUUGUACAUGAUUGGCUGUUUCAUUAUUUUUACCAAGAUAUUUAUAGGUUUUCAAAAGGGAAAAUUUCUCAGCUAGUGGGAUUUGUAGGAGUUUUUGUGUUUUCUGCAGUUAUUCAUGAAGUUAUAAUAGCGGUAUCUAUGGGAUUUUUUUAUCCAAUUUUAUUUAUUUUGUUUGGAGGACCUGGUGUUAUUUAUACAUUUUUUUCAAGGCAAGAGAAAAGGUUUUUGAAUGUUUUUGUAUGGUCAAUGUUCCUUAUAGGUGAUGGGCUGGUGAUCAUGCUUUAUAGCUGGGAAUAUUUUGCAAGGCAAAAACUUGAUCUCCAUCAAGACUAUGGGUUUAUGGCUGGACUUAUUCCUCACUCUUGGGUUGGAAAUUAUUAA
Molecule: messenger RNA, 2209 nt
Organism: Blepharisma stoltei
Lineage: Eukaryota; Ciliophora; Heterotrichea; Heterotrichida; Blepharismidae
Source: the annotation of a GenBank genome assembly